Messenger RNA from Solanum verrucosum, 625 nucleotides. RefSeq lists its product as uncharacterized. Bases 112 to 591 code for a protein of 159 amino acids. The record is from RefSeq and is a predicted model, not a curated record. The transcript has a single exon. Lineage: Eukaryota; Viridiplantae; Streptophyta; Magnoliopsida; Solanales; Solanaceae.
AAUUUGCAUGUGGCCAACUAGCCAAAGCAAUUAACACUAACAAGCCAUUACCCCUGAAUUAAUCAUCUAUAAACCAUUAACUUUUUUUCCUUUCAAAUUCAAGAAAUACAAAUGUCUUUAGCAACCAUAUUCUUGUUCCUCUUCUUCCUUUCUGUUGUUGUUUCAGCCAAUGAGAAGACAUCAGCCUAUGAAGAGCUUCAACACUAUGACUUCCCAAUUGGCAUUCUUCCUAAAGGGGUGAUAGGCUAUGAGUUGAACUCAAAAACAGGCGAGUUCUCGGCGUAUCUCAAUGGCUCAUGUAAGUUCAUGUUGAGUUCAUAUGAGCUAUAUUAUAAACCUGUGAUAAAAGGAGUUAUAUCAAAAGGGAGGCUAAUGAAAUUGAGUGGUGUUACUGUUAAAGUUGUAUUUCUAUGGGUUAACAUUGUUGAGGUUAGGAGAAGAGAUGACAAUCUCCAAUUCUCUGUUGGAUUUACUUCUGCAAAUUUUCCUAUUAGGUGCUUUGACAAAUGCCCUCGUUGUGAAUGUGGAUUGCAUUGUGUUAACGAGGGUGAUGGGGAGUUCAGGCAAAAGCUCCUCGUGUCUUCCUCAUAGAGUACUCUUGCAGUGGUGUACACAUAAUUUUAUG